AUGAAAGUAGUAUUAGCAAUAACACUAUGGUUUUUUAUAUUGACAAAUACCAAGUUUGUUGUUUGUGUAGGGAUUUGCAGAGAAAAUGAGCAACGAGCCUUGGAGACCUUGAAGAAAGAAGCAGAUGAUCCCUUGGAUCAUCUCUCUUCUUGGGUUGUCGGAAAAGAUUGUUGUGAAUGGGAAGGGGUCGUGUGCAACAAUCUAACUCGUCAUGUGAUUGAGCUAAGCAUUUUCUCCGAGCUGACAUAUCGAAGGAUCAAUAGUCUUGAGUGGCUGUCAAGUCUUUCGAGUCUUGAGAACCUGGAGAUGGUAAGUGUGGAUCUUAGCAAAGCUACUGAAUGGCUACAGGUUAUUAACAUGCUUCCUUCUCUUGUUGAUCUUCGUUUAUCCAAUUGUCGUCUUCAUCAUUUAAUACCUCUACUUGAUCAUCACAAUUUUUCUUCACUCAAAUAUCUCGAUCUUUCUGGGAAUGACUACUUUAGUUCUUCUCUUCCCAGAUGGGUUUUCAACCUCCCUAAUCUCGUUUCUCUUGACUUGAGUGGGUGUAAUUUUACUGGUCCGUUUCCUGAUGGUCCGGUUAACUUGACUUCUCUCACAACCUUCAAGGCUUCUUACAACUCCUUCAAUUGUCGCUUACCCAAAUGGUUGUUUGAAUUGAAUAAUCUUGAACAUCUUGAGCUCUAUUCUAGUGGCAUUGAAGGUGCGAUACAGAGUAAGAGCGAAAACAUAACAACACUUAAAUAUCUUGAUCUUUCUUACAAUAGGCUCAACUCCACCAUACCAAAUUGGCUCUAUCGAUGCAAAGAUCUAGAAUCACUUCUCCUUAGUGAAAAUCAUCUGGAGGGAGCAGUUUCAAGUCUGAUUUUAAAUUUGAGCUCAAUAACUAAUAUUGACCUUUAUGAUAAUAUGCUUUCGGGAAAGUUACCAAAUGUAAUUGGAAAGUUAAGGAAAUUAGAAAGACUUGAUCUCUCAAGUAAUCUAUUCGAGGGAGAUGUAUCUGAAUUAUUCAAUGUUAGAAGUAAUGUCCUUUCAGCGGGAUCGGGAAAUACUUCUUCAUUAUCUAUUUUGAACCUAGACAACAAUAAACUCACAGGAACUCUUCCGAAAAGUGUUGGCCAGCUUUCAAUGCUACAACAGUUUUCCAUCACUAACAAUAAACUCACAGGAACUCUUCCGAAAAGUGUUGGCCAGCUUUCAAUGCUAGAAUACUUUUUCAUCUCCAACAAUAGGUUGGAAGGUGUUGUAACAGAAAGCCAUUUCUCUGAAUUAACACAUUUACGGUACUUCUCUGCAUCGAGAAAUAAUCUGACUUUAAAAGUUAGUCAGAAUUGGAUUCCACCUUUUCAAGUAACAGACAUUGUAAUAGGCGGCUGGAAUAUAGGCCCUUUGUUUCCCAUGUGGCUCCGAACUCAGAAGCGGAUAAUGAAUGUUGACAUAUCAGAUGGUGGAAUACAAGGUGAGGUUCCAACUUGGUUCUGGAACUUAUCUUCUCAAAUUCGAUUUCUCAAUCUUUCUCACAACCAAUUGGUUGGUGAGGUUCCAAUCAUCUCAACACCUUCAUGGAUAGAUGGACAGCGAGGUCCUUGGACAAUCUACUUGGGUUCCAACAAUUUUAGUGGACCAAUACCAAUGAUUUCAACCAUUGUAACUGAGCUAGAUCUCUCAAACAAUUCUUUUUCCGAAGGUUUAUCUAACUUUUUGUGUGAAGCAAAGAAUGGAUCUUACAAAUUGGAGAUCUUAAACCUUGGGGGAAAUAAUUUAUCAGAAGAAAUUCCUAAUUGUUGGAUGAAAUGGCCAGAGUUGACAGCUUUAAUCUUGAGGGAGAAUAAUUUGAUUGGAGGCAUACCAAGAUCCAUGGAGGUUUUGAGUGAGUUGCAAUCCUUGGACUUACGAAGAAAUAGACUCAAUGGUCCAUUUCCUUCAUCCUUGAAAAAUUGCACAAAACUGCAUAAAAUAGAUUUAGCUGAGAAUGAGUUUAUUGGGAAAUUACCAUCUUGGUUAGGAAUGAGGUUUCCAACCUUGAUAGUACUUAUCCUCCGGUCCAAUAAAUUCGAUGGUGAAUUGCCUCAAGAACUUUGUCACCUCAAAGAUCUUCAAAUCUUAGAUCUUGCAAACAAUACAUUUGUUGGAAUCAUACCAAGAUGUAUUGGCAAUUUCAGCGCAAUGGUCAAAGGGAAAAAAGAAGUGGAAGAUAAUGAAGAUUUGAAUUAUUCUUAUUAUAUUGGAGUUUUGAUAGAGAGUGCAAUGGUGACGACUAAAGGCAACAUGUACCAAUAUGACACCAUUUUGGCGUUGUUUACAAGUAUGGAUAUGUCUAGUAAUAAUCUUUCUGGAGAUAUUCCUACUAGUCUAACACGUCUUGCAGGAUUAAGAUCAUUUAAUUUUUCCAAUAAUAACCUAACUGGCAUGAUUCCAAAAGACAUUGGUGACAUGAAAUUCUUGGAAUCUGUUGAUCUUUCAAGAAAUCAACUUUAUGGUCAAAUCCCACCAAGCUUUUCGAGUUUGUUCACUUUGAGUUACUUGAAUCUAUCUGUUAACAAUUUAUCAGGUAUGAUACCAUUGAGUACCCAACUUCAAAGCUUUGAUCCCACGAGUUUUCAAGGAAACAAACUCUGUGGGCGUCCACUCUUGGUGAACUGCACUUCGAAUGGUAAUAUUCCAAAUCACGAGUAUGCAAAUGACGAGAGUGACAAAGAUGAAUUGGAUUGGUUUUACAUUUCAAUGGCAAUAGGAUUUGCACUAAGCUUUUGGGGCGUAUGUGGUUCAUUGCUUUUCAAGAGAUCAUGGAGACAUGCUUAUUUUCGUUUUCUAGACCGUAGUUGGGAAAUGUUGCUUGCAAAAGUACCAAUAUGUUGA
Molecule: messenger RNA, 2856 nt
Organism: Solanum dulcamara
Lineage: Eukaryota; Viridiplantae; Streptophyta; Magnoliopsida; Solanales; Solanaceae
Product: receptor-like protein EIX2
Exons: 1
Coding region: 1-2856 (951 amino acids)
Molecular function (GO): protein binding
Source: RefSeq, a predicted model, not a curated record